Messenger RNA from Hippocampus comes (tiger tail seahorse), 2319 nucleotides. It is a transcript of the gene hars, whose product is annotated as histidyl-tRNA synthetase. Bases 341 to 1909 code for a protein of 522 amino acids. Gene Ontology annotation, biological process: mitochondrial translation; histidyl-tRNA aminoacylation. Gene Ontology annotation, molecular function: RNA binding; ATP binding; histidine-tRNA ligase activity. The transcript is spliced from 14 exons. Lineage: Eukaryota; Metazoa; Chordata; Actinopteri; Syngnathiformes; Syngnathidae. Gene Ontology annotation, cellular component: cytosol; mitochondrion; cytoplasm. The record is from RefSeq and is a predicted model, not a curated record.
GUUGCGAGUCGAUCGGACAGAGUGUAACGUUUGACGAACAAUGGAAGGCAAAACUCAGAUCCAAGAAGCGAUUAAAAUACAAGGUGAAGUGGUUCGGAGGAUGAAGUCUGAGAAGGCAAGCAAAGAGCAGUGAUAGGGUUGCUUACCACUUUUCUCCUGUUCUUCCUGCCUGACCUUUGGUGUCCUGCUGGCCUUCAACGGAAUACAUUGACCAUCCAUGGAAUACAUUGUACCUACUGGCUCUGCAUUGCUUUGAAUGGCUUUUCGGUUGGCUGUCAAAAUACCACUGGAUGAUGCAUUCCUGACCUUUUGGUUGUGAUAUUUGACACUCCACUGCUGAAUGAACAUGUUCGGCAUGUUUGCUGUCCGGACCCGCUCUGCAAUGGUUGGCUUCCAAAUUGCAAACUGUGUCCAAUCUCGAUGCUCUUUGAUGGGAAUCACUGUGGCUCAGAUUGACAAAGAAGUUGCUAAACUUCUAGAGCUGAAGGCACAGUUGGGAGGAGAUGAUGGAAAGCAUCAGUUUGUUCUCAAAACUGCAAAGGGAACGAGAGACUACAACCCAAAGCAGAUGGCAAUAAGAGAGAAAGUUUUUAACACUAUCAUCAGCUGUUUCAAACGUCAUGGAGCAGAAACAAUCGACACACCUGUUUUUGAACUCAAGGAGACCCUGACAGGAAAGUAUGGCGAAGACUCCAAACUCAUCUAUGACCUUAAAGACCAAGGAGGAGAGCUGCUGUCCCUCAGAUAUGACCUCACCGUGCCUUUUGCUCGUUACCUGGCGAUGAACAAGAUCACCAACAUCAAACGGUAUCACAUAGCAAAGGUCUACCGCCGUGAUAACCCUGCCAUGACCCGUGGACGCUAUCGAGAGUUUUACCAGUGUGAUUUCGACAUUGCCGGGCAGUAUGACGGCAUGGUUCCAGAUGCUGAGUGUUUGAGGAUUGUCCAUGAAAUCCUCAGCGAGCUGGACCUUGGGGACUUCCGCAUUAAGGUCAAUGACAGACGCAUCCUUGAUGGGAUGUUUGCUGUGAGUGGGGUCCCAGAUGACAUGUUCCGCACCAUCUGUUCAACAGUGGACAAACUGGACAAGAUGCCAUGGGAGGAUGUCAAAAGAGAGAUGGUGAAUGAGAAAGGCUUGUCAGAGGAGGCUGCUGACCAGAUUGGGAAAUAUGUCAGUAUGCAGGGUGGGAUGGAUUUAGCAGAGCGCCUCCUUCAGGACCAUAAAAUGUCUCAGAGUAAGCAAGCUUGUGCAGGCCUAUCAGACAUAAAACUGCUCUUCAGCUACUUGCAACUUUUUCAGGUUACAGACAAGGUGGUGUUUGACCUCAGUCUAGCUCGAGGGCUGGACUAUUAUACAGGAGUUAUAUAUGAAGCAGUGUUGUCUCAGCCGGGUGUACAGUCCUCUUCCAAUGAAGUUCAAAACGGUUCCCCUGCUGAUGAGUGCAUUAGUGUGGGAAGCGUUGCUGGAGGGGGUCGUUAUGAUGGCUUGGUUGGCAUGUUUGACCCCAAUGGGAAGAAAGUACCAUGUGUGGGUGUCAGCAUAGGCAUUGAGAGAAUCUUCUCCUUCAUGGAGCAAAAAGCUGAGGCUUUAGCACUGAAGAUACGCACAACUGAGGUGCAGGUGAUGGUGGCGUCUGCGCAGAAGAACUUGAUGGAGGAGAGGCUCAAACUUGUCACUGAACUUUGGAACGCUGGGAUCAAGGCAGAGGUGAUGUACAAGAGGAACCCCAAAUUGCUCAGUCAGCUACAGCACUGCGAGGAUUCAGGGAUCCCCCUUGUGGCCAUUCUUGGUGAACAGGAGCUGAAAGAUGGUGUGGUCAAACUCCGUGUUGUGGCCACCAGAGAAGAGGUUGAUAUUUCCAGAGCCACUCUCAUCGAGGAGAUUCGGAGGAGGACGUCCGAGGCCUAGUUAAGUCACAAAUGCAUCCCCUUGUUGGUUUAGGCAGACAUGAAAAUAACUUGUGGAGCAUCCUGUGUCUAGCCUUGAACAAAUAUCUUGUGACAACAGACUUUCACUAUAUUUUCUCGAGACUGCUUAUUGUGUUGUGAAUCUAUACAUGAAGUUCACUGUCACCAAAUGAUGUUUCAUUUUCCAUUCAACUCAAGUGCAUUAAUUUGCUCUCACUGGUGACAUGAACCUGAAAAGAACAUUGCUAUGUAUCAGAUAACCGAGAAAUAAAAAGAAAAACCGCUACACUUUUGCCAUUCAAUUCAGGAUUACCAAUCGGGGGGAAAAAUAUGUACUUGGCCUUCAGUUGUUGACAAAAAUAACAUCCUGCCCAGUAUUGGAAUAAAACAUUAAUUUUGCCUGAACCUUAA